GUCCAUACCAUUUACCAUCUCAUCUCAUCUCAUCUCAUCUCUCUCUAACUUCUCUCUCACACACUAAAAAACAAACUAGCCUGUAAUAUCAAUCAAGUAAUCAGAGUUUGUUUCCUUUUCAUUUUCUUUCAAGGUAGUUUAUUUUCCUAAAAAUGAAUAGACAUUAAAAAAUAUUUUCUUUUAUGGAAGAACAAUAUGCACUGUUUCCCAAAUUAUUAUCUUCUCAGUUAUAAAUUAUAAACUUCAUCCUUUAUUCUCACUCCCUCAUUUACUCACUUUAGGAACCCUAGAACAGUUUUUUUUUGUUGUUCUUCUUUUUCAAAACAACAUUGGAUCUAGAAACUAAAGCUAAAAGUAUUUUCAAAUUUCAAUCCAUGGAUUCAUCAAUUCAAGAUUUUAUGGACUCAUGUAACUCUGACAACAGUUGUAGCCUCACAACAAACAGCACCAUCACUACCAACAACAACAUCAGCAACAGUUUAGUUGGUAGCUCUUCACCUUCUGGUUCUACCACCACAAGCAGCCGCUAUGAAAACCAGAAACGCCGUGACUGGAACACUUUUGGACAGUAUCUCAAGAAUCACCGCCCUCCUCUCUCCCUCUCCAGAUGUAGCGGUGCUCAUGUUCUUGAAUUUCUCCGGUACUUGGAUCAAUUUGGAAAGACAAAAGUUCACACACCAAUUUGUCCAUUCUAUGGACACCCAAACCCACCAGCACCAUGUCCAUGUCCAUUAAGACAAGCUUGGGGUAGUCUUGAUGCUCUCAUAGGUCGUUUAAGGGCAGCUUUUGAAGAAAAUGGAGGAAAACCAGAUACAAAUCCAUUUGGUGCUAGAGCUGUUAGACUUUACCUUCGCGAGGUUCGUGAUCUUCAAUCGAAAGCAAGAGGUAUUAGUUAUGAGAAGAAGAAGAGAAAGCGUCCACCCCCACAACAACAACAACAACAACAACAGCAUCAUCAACAAUUACCAAUGCAAUUGCCUCUUCAUCUUCAUCAUCACCACCAACAUCAGCUUCCACCUCCAGGUGCAACUCAAUAAAUGGAAAUUUCAUCAACUCUCUCUAUCUUUAUUGUUAUAUUAAGUCAUGAAUAUUAAUUUUAAGUACUAGUAGAUUUAGGGUUUUAUUUCAACUCUCUCUAUCUUUAUUUCUGUUUGUCAUUAAUUUGUUGUAUUGUAUGUAUGUAUUCUGCUUGGUGUGGCAGAAAUUAAAGAUAAGAUUAUGAAUCUGGUUUUAUAAUGGCAACGGUUAAUUAA
Messenger RNA from Trifolium pratense (red clover), 1253 nucleotides. Its product is annotated as protein LIGHT-DEPENDENT SHORT HYPOCOTYLS 4-like. Bases 375 to 1037 code for a protein of 220 amino acids. The record is from RefSeq and is a predicted model, not a curated record. NCBI's taxonomy places the organism in Eukaryota, Viridiplantae, Streptophyta, Magnoliopsida, Fabales, Fabaceae. Gene Ontology annotation, cellular component: nucleus. Gene Ontology annotation, biological process: response to light stimulus; mRNA transcription. The transcript is spliced from 2 exons.